This is a messenger RNA of Camelina sativa (false flax), 2062 nucleotides long. RefSeq names its product myrosinase 4. Gene Ontology annotation, biological process: carbohydrate metabolic process. Lineage: Eukaryota; Viridiplantae; Streptophyta; Magnoliopsida; Brassicales; Brassicaceae. Gene Ontology annotation, molecular function: beta-glucosidase activity. The record is from RefSeq and is a predicted model, not a curated record.
ACGUGUCGUGUUAUUUUAUUCAACUAAGGCGUCAGUGUCAUUAGUUUCGUAAAUUAUCCGAUAUCUGUAAAUCUCAAAAUGGCCGAAAUGCAAAGAUUUAGCUAUGUUUCGCAUAUGAUUGCGUGACCCGUGUUUAUAGUUUAGAUUUGGAAGUGUCUGCCUAUAUAUAUACUGCUAAGUUCAAGAUUCUUGUUGAACUUAUUGUUUCACUCAGGUUUCAGGUUUGCUAUCCAACUCUCAGGUUCAAUCAAAGGAUUCAGCUUCAACAGUUCUUCUUCAUCAGCCAAAAAUACAAUAAGUGAAAGUGAUCUCUCAAGCCACAUGACAUUCCGUGAAACUUGCAUCCUUGUGCUUCUCUUUGCAGUUUUCAGUGCAACGAGUCAACGAGUUUGCAAUCCAGCGUGCCAAGCUAAAGAACCCUUCAACUGCAAUGAUGUGCAAAUGUUCAGUCGAACUGAUUUUCCAACAAACUUCACUUUUGGUGCAGCAACUUCAGCAUAUCAAAUUGAAGGUGCUGCGCAUAGAGCGCUUAAUGGAUGGGACUACUAUACUCAUAGAUAUCCAGAAAGGGUUCCAGAUCGCACUACGGGAGAUCUGGCUUGCAACUCCUAUGAGCUUUAUAAGGAGGAUGUCCAAUUAUUGAAACGCUUGAAUGUUCAAGCUUACAGAUUCUCUAUAGCAUGGUCAAGGGUCCUACCAAAGGGAAAGCUGUGUGGAGGAGUGGAUGAGAAUGGAAUAAAAUAUUAUGACAACCUCAUCAACGAACUGAAAGCCAAUGGCAUAGAACCAUUCGUGACAAUAUUCCAUUGGGAUGUCCCCCAAGCUUUAGAAGAUGAGUAUGGCGGUUUUCUAAACAAACGUAUAGUGGAGGCUUACAAGGAUUACGCUGAGCUUCUCUUCCAAAGAUUUGGAGAUAGAGUGAAGUUUUGGAUCACAUUUAAUCAACCUUACACGUUUGCAUACAGAGGUUACGGAAUUGAUAUAUCUCCACCGGGGCGAUGCACAGGUUGUGAAUUUGGAGGAAAUUCUGGUACAGAACCUUAUACUGUUGGCUAUCAUCAACUUCUUGCUCAUGCUACAACUGUAUCUACAUAUCGGCAGAAAUACAAGGGGUUACAAGGAGGAAAUAUUGGAAUAACUUUAAUUGGAAGAUGGUUUGUUCCUUUAAAUGAAGCAAGCGUUUCAGAUCAGAUGGCUGCGGGGCGAGCGUUUGAUUUCAUUGUUGGAUGGUUCUUGGAUCCUCUGGUAUAUGGAGAUUAUCCGAAGACUAUGAAAGAUACAUUAAGAGAAAGAUUGCCAAGAUUUACAGAUUUAGAAUCUCAAUUAGUGAAAGGAUCCAUGGAGUUUCUAGGUUUAAAUUAUUACUACACACAGUAUGCAACUGAUUCAUUGCAACCCAUUUCGACACCACCAAACAUCCAAACUGAUCCAAGAGCGAACUUAAGCACUUCUCGUGGUGGAGUUCCAAUUGGUGUUCAAAGUGAUAAUAUUGUGUAUUAUCCUCCUGGGCUCCGUCAAAUUCUAAACUAUAUCAAAGACAAUUACGAAAACCCACUUACCUAUAUCACUGAGAAUGGAUUUCCUACUUCUGGCAAUCUAACACUUGCUGAAGCACUAGCAGACCAAGAACGAAUUGAAAGCCACUGUAGUCAUUUGUCUUGUCUGAAAUGCGCAAUCGAGGAUGGAUGCAACGUAGCAGGGUAUUUUCCAUGGUCUUCGAUGGAUGUUUACGAGUUCAGUAGUGGUUACACAAUCCGUCUUGGUAUGAAUUGGGUGAACUUCACUAAUCCAGCUGAUAGAAAGGAGAAAGAUUCGGCUAAAUGGUAUUCUAAGUUCAACAUGGAAAGAAGCGAAGAGAAAAGAUAGAAGCAGGGUAAUUUUCUUCUAUUUACUCGUUGAAACUCAGGAAAAUUCGAAAAUAAAGUUUAUAUAUUUUCCCUCAAAAUACAUGUAAAGGGAAUAUAUGUCUGUUUCAGUCAUAAAGUCUAUUUAAGUCUGUUACACGUUUAUUAACUAUUAGUAGCGGCGACAGUUAAAUAUAUAUAUAUAUAGUAAUUAGUCA